Molecule: messenger RNA, 6705 nt
Organism: Manis pentadactyla (Chinese pangolin)
Lineage: Eukaryota; Metazoa; Chordata; Mammalia; Pholidota; Manidae
Gene: MTUS1
Product: microtubule associated scaffold protein 1
Exons: 16
Coding region: 635-4450 (1271 amino acids)
Cellular component (GO): cytoplasm; nucleus
Molecular function (GO): microtubule binding
Source: RefSeq, a predicted model, not a curated record
GGGCCAAGCGGGAAGCCAGGGAGGUCGCACCCACAGCACAGGUGGCGGGAGGGCGGGCGGGGCAGGUCCGCUCAGCAGCCCUGCCGGGCACGGCAGAGCUCGGUGAUCCGCUAGCACCUGCGUGGUCUGCAAGCGCGGUCCAGCCAGGUGCGCAGCCCCGGGCGCCGCGUCGCACGUGGCAGCAGGUGCGGCGCGGUCGCGGGCAGAGCCCCGGGCGUGGGGCGCGGCGGCAUUUAGCGGGAGCGCGCGGGGCCCUGGGAGCCGGACGCGGGCGCGCCAGUGGGGCCGAGCGGAGCGCAGCCGGCGUCCAGAAGCACGGCCCGCGCACCUUCCAAGUUUCCCGGGGCGCAGCCCCCAGGACGCCGCUCGGCCUUCGUCUCCAGCGGCGUAGCGCAGUACUUGCCUUAUCGCAGCGGUCUGGACCUAAACCUGCAAUCUCUGGAGUAUGUCCGUAUUCUUCAAGAGCAGUGAAAGAAGGUGAUGUGGAACAACUCAUUUCAACUUCAAAGCAUCACAGACUAGAAGCUUUCAACUGCACUGAAAAACCUGGGAGAUAGACAAUUUUUCCUUCUCUCUUAUUUGAAAGGAUUUAAAGAAGACAUAAAAUGGCAGAGGUUUAAAGUUAAUAUUCAGGAUGAAUGAUGAUAAUUCAGAUGACAAGACAGAAGAUGAACUGCAACCCUUAUUUAUCAGUGAUAAAGAUGGACAUACACACGCAUACGACCAAAGAUCACCACGGAACUCUCCAGCCGACAGUGGGCCCUGGCUUCCUGCCACCCCAGAUGACAUGGUGGUGGACUAUGAGACCAACCCUCCUGUGGACACUGGUGAAAGUAUUUCUUUAAACCUUCAGUGUGAUGAAAUACUUAAACACCAAACAUCUUCAAGUGGUGUAAUUACCAAGGAGGUGUUAGAUAUGCACAAAGAUUGCCCACAUCAGCCUUCUGCACAUGUUGUACGUACAGGGAAGCCCCACAGGUUCCUGUGUGACAGUUGUCAUUCCCUAGCGUCAUUUCAGAGCCAGAGUGUUGAGACAUCUUUGUCUUUUGUGUGGAAAUCCAACAGUGACGAUUUGCACUCUACAGACUACUCCUCGGCCUUGGAGCUGAACCAAACAUUGGACAUGAAAGUGGAGAACAUUAACUGCCCCUUCAUAAAACAUGAUGCUGUUGGAAAGAGUCAGUCUUUGCAUACCACUGGAAGUCUGCAGCCAACCGGCAUGAGAAUUAGAAAUGCAUCUUUAUCCUGUUGCAUUCAUACAUCUUCCCAUUCUGAUAAGAUAGAUGUGAGGGAAAUAAGUUAUGAUAGAGACACCUUUGGAAAUCCUCAAGCCACAGCAUCUGAGGCCCAAAACACAACUUACCCUGUGUUUUCUGAUGUGGUCAUGCAAGCUGAUGUUGUUCCAGAUACUGGCAAUCGGUGUCAGUAUUUUUCUGGAAAGGUCCCCAGUGAGUAUGCAGAUGGUUUACAGCAAAGACUGGUUGGAGAAAAAGAGAUACAUGCUCCAACACCAGUUUUUCAGGGCAUGGAUGUUCCCAGUGGGUCUGUAUUACAAGAGUUCUUUUGUUUAUCUAAAGAUGAACCAAACAGUGAGACCCAUUCACAGAGCUCAUACAGGCAAAAGGAAAUGGGCCACAAUCUUAGAGAAACAGUGUCUAAUUGUCUUAGAGAUGAUGAAUGUCCUUUACUGGUGCCAGCUUUUGAUAACAGUAAAGCCCAAGUGCUGAACCCAGAACAUGAAGUCACUGUGGCUGAAGACACAGAAAUUGCCUCCAAUGGAAAGGACUUAGGAACCCCAAAUCGUACCAUGGAAUUGCUACUGAGUAGCCCAGGGCAAAAGAUGGCUUCAUCGGUUGACCUGAGUUGGGAUGCAAAUGAUAUGGUUAUUAGCACAAAUGACACAGUUUGCAUGUCCACACCAGUCCUGGAACCCACAAACGCAACCUUCUCUGUUUCACCUAUCAAAGUGACAGAGAGCUGUGGUGCAAUGGGGAGGGCUAAUCGAGAGCUUACCGACUCACCAGACUUGAAGGGGGCACCUAUGAACAUGCCUAAACCCAAUCUAGGAAAAUCAGCAGACAAACCAAAUUCCCCUCUAGGUAGCAAAAUAAGAAAAACCGAAAUUAUAAGUUACCCAAGACCAAACUUCAAGAAUGUCAAAGCAAAGGUUGUGUCUAGACCAGUGUUGCAGUCCAAAGAGUCUGCUGUAUCAAAAGUGGUGGCCAGACCUCAGCUAAGCAGUGCCUCCUCACCCUCAGUAUCUUCCUCAAGACCCUUGACAGUUUUGAACAAAACACCAAGAUCUGACUUGAAUGCAGACACAAAACCAGAAAUCCUAAUUAACAAGAUGCAUAAGCAGCAAUUUAAUAAAUUCAUUACUAGCCAAGCUGUGCGUGUUACAACUCAUUCUAAAAAUGCUUCGCACAAGGUUCCAAGAACAACAUCUGCCAUGAAAUCGAAUCAGGAAGAUGUUGACAAAGCUGGUGCGCCUAAUUCAGCAUGUGAGACUGGGUCUCAGGCUGCAUUUUUCCAGAAGGUCAAAGACAUCGUCCCUGUUGAAAUGGCAAGCACGGAAUGUUCGGAAAUGACGUAUGCUUCCAGCAUCGACAGGAUUAGCCCUGAAAAGAAGGGUGAAAAAGAAAAUGGAAUACCUAUGGAAAAACAAGAGCUAAAAAAGAAAAUUAUGAACGAGACCUUUGAAUAUGGGUCCCUGUUUUUGGGUUCUGCUUCAAAACCCGCAGCCAGCGUGGGGAGGACCGCCUCCAAGCCUGACUCCUCCAGCCUGAGGAAAACGCCUGGUCCGAAAGCCCGAGUGGGGCCUUCUGUUUCCUGUUUGAGGUGGAACAGCGACAGUAGAAACCUCAGUUCUGAUCAAGCCUUGUCUUCUCAGAGGAUCAGGCGUGUGUCCAGUUCCGGAAAACCUACAUCCUUGAAAACUGCACAGCCGUCUUGGGUGAACUUGCCUAGACCGCUUCCUAAAUCCAGAGCUUUGAAAAAUUCUGUGCUGCGGAGGACAGGAAGCACCUCCCCUAUUACCAGCACCCACAGUGACCUGAGCACUUACAGCACGAAUUCUGGUAAUGGCACUGUCAUCAAGUAUGAGGAAAAACCUCCCAAACCAGCAUUUCAAAACGGUUCCUCGGGAUCCUUAUAUUUGAAGCCUUUGGGACCCAGAGCUCACGUACACGUACUAAAAACUCCUCCAAAAGGUCCCUCAAGAAAAAACCUAUUUACAACUUUUAAUACAGUUGAGAAGGACAGGCAAAGGAACCCCAGGAGUUUACGUAUCCAGACACAGACAACUCCAGAUGUGCCGUCCUCUGAGAAAACUUUUGAGUUGGAGCAAUAUAAAACAAAAUGUGAAAACCAAAGUGGAUUUAUCCUGCAGCUCAAGCAGUUUCUUUCCUGCGGUAACAUCAAGUUGGAAGCAUUAACAGUUGUGAUUCAGCACCUACUGUCAGAGCGGGAGGAAGCCCUGAAACAGCACAAAACCCUGUCUCACGAGCUUGUUAACCUCCGGGGAGAGCUAGUCACUGCUUCAACCACCUGUGAGAAACUAGAAAAAUCCAGGAAUGAGUUGCAAACCGCUUAUGAAGGAUUUGUCCAGAAGCUGAACCAGCAGCACAAGACUGAUCUAGCGGAGCUGGAGAAUCGGCUUAAAGAAUUUUACACCGGCGAAUGUGAAAAGCUGCAGAACAUUUACAUUGAAGAAGCAGAGAAGUAUAAAACUCAAUUGCAAGAGCAGUUUGACCACUUGAAUGCUGCCCACGAAACUUCCAAGUUGGAAAUUGAAGCUAGCCACUCUGAGAAAGUAGAAUUGUUGAAGAAGGCCUAUGAAAGCUCCCUUUCAGAAAUCAAGAAAAGCCAUGAAGUGGAAAAGAAAUCACUGGAGGACUCACUUUCUGAGAAGAAGGAAUCACUAGAGAAACAAAUCAAUGAUCUGAAGAGUGAAAAUGAUGCUUUAAAUGAAAAGCUGAAGUCAGAAGAACAAAAAAGGGUGUCAAGAGAGAAAGCAAAUUUGAAAAACCCUCAGAUCAUGUAUCUGGAGCAAGAGUUGGAAAGCUUGAAAGCUGUGUUAGAGAUCAAGAAUGAGAAACUGCAUCAGCAGGACGUCAAGUUAAUGAAAAUGGAGAAACUGGUGGCCAGCAACACAGUCUUGGUCGACAAGUUGAAGCGAUCCCAGCAGGAGAAUGAAGAAUUAAAAGCUCGCAUGGACAAGCACAUGGCAAUUUCAAGGCAACUUUCCACAGAGCAGGCUGUCCUGCAAGAAUCCUUAGAGAAAGAGUCGAAAGUCAACAAGCGCCUCUCCAUGGAGAAUGAGGAGCUGCUGUGGAAGCUGCACAAUGGGGACUUGUGCAGCCCCAAGAAGUCCCCCACAUCCCCCGCUGUCCCUUUCCAGUCGCUGAGGAACUCCAGCUCCUUCCCCAGCCCCAGCGUGUCACCCAGAUGACGCCUUCCAGAAGCUGGGAGACUGUACGCCUUGUCACAGGUCUGUAGGACUGACCCUGACUCCACCCAGGGUGUGGUUGCUACAUCAGCUGACAUGUCAUUACCACCCCAGAACUGGAAAGUCACCGCCCCCAGACCUGGCUCCCUGUGGGCCUGGAAUCUGGAGGAAGACUUGUGUGACUCAGUCCCAGAGACCUCCUCCCCAAAAGAUCUCAGAAUCGACACAGCUGGACACCAUUGCACAAAGCACUUACAGAACAAGAGGGUCUUGUUCAUUGCCUUUCCCACCUAAGCAUAAGGGGAAAAACUCUCAGGGGCCUGUUAAGAUAAAGAUUUAUAACCUUUAUAAUGUUCUUCACCACAGACACCUUCUUGUGAUUUCUACUUCGGUCUGGCUGGGCAAUGUGUGAAUGAGAUGGGUGUAACAAGUGUCAUGUGUCUGACGCUGUCUCCUUUGUUUGCUGUGUACUGAAAGUCAAAAGCUGACUCUAUCUGGAUAUGUACAAAUCAGAUAAUAGCCUGUGUAUGCAUUUCUGGAAAAGCCAUAGAAGAAGGAGCAAUAGCAGCUUGAAUUAUGAUUCUCUACCACGAACUUGGCUCAGCCCUUGACGUAGAGGAGAGGCGAUAACAGGAAAGCUUUGACUCGUCUAGGUCUGUAAGUCUCUGUAUCCUUUAACUCAUCGGCAGUUUCUCGGUGCUUAGCCGUGUCAGUUGAGACGAUGUUGUUUUCUGUAGAUUUCUAUCUUACCCCUGUGACACUAAUAUUAUACUAUGAUCUAUCUUCUCAGGCUAUCAGCAAAUGUAGAACCCUACUUUUCCUAAAAAUCUACAAAAGGGCAGAACCCAUGAAUUGCUUCUGCCUUAUUUUUACCUUGAUCUGAGCUGCCCUCACAGAUUUAAACUGUCUUCUCUCCCGUUAUCAUUCUUAUUUCAUCCCCUUCUCCUUCCUCCCCCAUCCAGAGCCACAAAAGCAACCCUUCUACCUCCUAUCUACUUUCCUCUGGGACAAGGAAUAUGCUUUUCCAGAGGCAGCUCAUUGUCAAGGUGCUGAAUCCACUUUCAAAAAAAAAAAACCAAGGCCUGGAUCUGACAGUUAAAAUUUGGGGGAGCCUUAGAAUAAAGAUAGGAUUCAGUGCUUAUUGAGAAGUACCUGGUUUAAAACAGAGAUAGAGCAUUUAGUAGAACAGAAAGUCUGGGCAGAUAAGUUUCCAUGUACCCUUGGAGAAAUCUUUCUGUCCUUGGGAAGGGAGCAGAAUGGCCAGCCGAUGAGGGGGAAAUGUGGCUUGUCUAACUCCCCUCCAAGUUGCAUUUCAAUUUCUUUUCAAAAUUCAUUACCCUCCCCAACUCUAAUACUCUGGGGGAGGUAGAAGGAAGAACUGUGGCCUUUCGUGCCUCUCCCCACUUGUGUCAACAUUGUUAUGUCAGUAUUUACUGCUGUGUGUUGCUGACAUUAGAUGGUUGUACAAAUAACCCCUCUAGUAAGAACAGGUUCAGGAUACCAGAGGUGGGUAUUUGAGCCAUUCUUACAUGUACACUGCAUAGCAAAUUGAUGUUCAUGAUGCAUGAUUUUUUAGUGAUUGUAUCUGAAGUCUUUAACCUGCAACAGUUUAUUACGUAUGUAACUUUCUAUGUUUGCUUCUGAUAAAUGGGAAUGUAGAUUUACUGCCACCUCCUGGAAUCUCUCUCUGCUCACCCUUCCAAGUUCUCCAUGUCAUUAGCCAAAGUUGGGUUCGCCAUCUAUCCCCUACACGUGGUAAGUCUUGUGCUGUUUCCUGCUGUCUGGGGAAAUCAGUCUUACACAGUUUAAUACAAAAUGUCCUCAGAGGUAUGGAAGAUAAACAGGAGAGAAGAUAGGAAACAAAACAGUUUCCUAUCAAGAUUUUUUGUUUUGCAAACCAAAUGUUUCACAUAGGAUGCAAAAUGUCAGCAUGUCAUAAAAAUACAGAUGUGUAAACAGCUGUAGUGCUCAGUUUAUAGUGAUGGAAAGUGUAUUUUACUUUGAUCAAAUAAAUAAUGCUGGAAUAUUCAAUUUAAGAAUUGCAACCUCUGCUGUAGUCUGCUCACCACAACACUGUUGCCUGCUUUUCAUGAGAGCUGAUAUCUUGUCUCUUACGCUAUUUCCCAGGAAUUUCCAGUGUAACCACAAAAUUGGUCAAGGACUGAAAGCUGGCUCACAGAGCUAGACUCAGAGCUAAACUAUUCUAAAUUCCAAGCUGUAUGUAUUUUGGAAAUAAAUUUUGACUGAUUUUAACAAUU